UAAUUGUUCCUCCGAACAAGCGCUUAGGACAACAUGCGCAGACAGAGAUCAGUGUAUAAAAGGCAGCGAAUAAAUGAGCACAAUGGAUAAUCACCGAAAGAGGAGCCUCACCUUCUUUACCAUUGGACUAAUAUUCAUGCUGAGCGGCAUUGAGUACGCCGUCAUCCUGCCGACGAUAUGGAGGUAUCUGCAGAUUCUGGAGGCUCCUCCUUACUUCCUGGGUCUGGGUCUGUCUGCCUUCAGCUUCAGCGGGCUGCUCACCGGUCCCGUGUUUGGGUUGUGGUCGGAUCGGAAAAAAAACACAAAAUCCAUCAUCCUUUUCUCCAAUCUUUUCGAGAUUGUCGGUAACUUCAUGUAUUUUGUUGGAUACUCAAAGUGGCUGUUAUUUUGCAGUCGGCUCGUAGCAGGUAUCGGUGCAGGAGCGGGCUCCUCCAUCUUCGGUUUCCUGACUCGGAGUACUCUGCCAGAGGAGCGCGCCGGGAUCUUUGCAGCUGUCAUGGCCUGUCGACAAGCCGGCCUCCUCGUCGGGCCGGCGUUCAACUUGUUCCUGCACCUGUGUGAUUUCAAACUGGGACCUUUCGUCGUGAACAAGUACACGUCUCCUGGGCUCUUUAUGUGCUUGCUGUGGGUGUUGCUCCAAUUCGUGGUGCUGACUAUGUACUGGGAGGUACCGGGCAUCAGCGCGGAGGUGAACGGCAUCAUGCUGGAGGUCAAGCAGGAGGAGGAGGAGCGGGUGCCGCUGAUGGGGUCGGAUGAGGAGCCGGUCCACACCUACCGGGCCGUCAACUCCAGCCAACUGGAGACGUCCAGCUCGUCGGAGGAGCAGCCCGGCCUCGGGCCCAACCCCUUCAAGAACUUCAGCGCCAGCAGAGAGUUCCUGAGAGAGGAGGUGGUUGUUGUCCUCACGGCCCAGUUCAUCACCCUCUUCAAUCAGACGGCGCUGGAGACGAUGGUGACGCCUCUGACGCAGCGCUACUUCAGCUUCGGGGAGCUGGGCAACAGCCUGAUGUACAGCCUGUGCGGGGUGGAGGUCAUCAUGGGCUUCUUCUUCGUGCGCUGGCUGAGCCGGAGGGUGGCGGACCGCGUGGUGCUGGCCGUGGGCCUGCUCAUCUGCUGCGUCGCCUGCAUCUGGUGCCUGAUCUUCCUCUGCGACCCCCGAGGUGGUUAUGGAUGGGAGCUGUCGGCUUUCAUCAUAGGCGUGUUCCUGCAGCUGCUGGGGCUUCCCUUCGUGGCCGUGUCUCAGGUCUCUCUCUUCUCCAAAGUCACCGCAGAGAAAACACAAGGGUUCAGCCAAGGUGUGAGACGCUCCGUCGGAGGCCUGGCCACCAUCCUGGGUCCCUUGUGGGCCGGAGGCCUGACCAAUAACCUGUACCUGAUACUGGGCAUGAUGCUGGGUCUCCUCCUGAUGAUCACGGUGAUGACGGCGCUGUCCUACGAGCGGCUGGUGGAUCCCAGGGCAGCGCAGAGCGGCCGGAGCGGCCGGGGCACCGGGGGCACCCUGGGCACCCACAGCUCCGACGGCGGAGGGUAGAGCUGCAGAGCUGCAGGCGGACCGAGCAGCCCCCUCCCCCCCAGAGAGAACCGGCCCACAUCCACAUCCACGGCAGAGAAACCCAUCUGAGAGUGUAAUAAACACGGCUAAAACGGCAUGUGUUCUGGAGCUUUGUGGUCCUUCUGUUAUCAGUUUGUGUUGGAAAGCCUGCCGCAGAUUAAUAUUAUAUGAGUCUAUUAAUUACAUUUCACACGAGGGGGCACCAUUGUGCUCGGGUCGGCCGUUCAGGCGCGUAAUUGAAGAUGAAAGGCAUUAUUUUUAAACCCAACUAUUUAUAUUCCCAGGUGUUUCAUGAAAAAAGAAGAAGAAAGCUGAUUUGUUUGUGUGACCCAUGUGCAAGAAUUUUGUUAUUUUGUCUUUCUUCUAAUGAUAAUAUUAAUAAAACAGAAAAAGCUCCACCUGAGUGUGAAACAGUUUGACACAAUGAGUGCAGAUGUGGAGCCGUCGUCAUCUCAGCAUCUCCACGUUCAGCUGGCUGACACAAGAAAAGGG
This is a messenger RNA of Cololabis saira (Pacific saury), 2044 nucleotides long. It is a transcript of the gene mfsd8l2, whose product is annotated as major facilitator superfamily domain containing 8-like 2. Bases 74 to 1531 code for a protein of 485 amino acids. Gene Ontology annotation, biological process: transmembrane transport. Lineage: Eukaryota; Metazoa; Chordata; Actinopteri; Beloniformes; Belonidae. The transcript has 11 exons. Gene Ontology annotation, molecular function: transmembrane transporter activity. The record is from RefSeq and is a predicted model, not a curated record.